Messenger RNA from Mauremys mutica (yellowpond turtle), 1675 nucleotides. RefSeq names its product GDNF family receptor alpha like (gene GFRAL). Gene Ontology annotation, cellular component: external side of plasma membrane; signaling receptor complex. The transcript has 10 exons. Bases 1 to 1614 code for a protein of 537 amino acids. NCBI's taxonomy places the organism in Eukaryota, Metazoa, Chordata, Testudines, Geoemydidae. Gene Ontology annotation, biological process: nervous system development. Gene Ontology annotation, molecular function: signaling receptor activity. The record is from RefSeq and is a predicted model, not a curated record.
AUGAGCUCUCUCCUGUUCCUAGUAUUAGUUGUAUACUUCAAAUAUACAUCUGCUUCCCAGACCACUGACUGUCUGCACCUGAGAGAGCAAUGCAUUCGUGCUGCAAAUGGAUGUGAAAGUGUCUGGAAUGUAAUUGAAGAUGCCUGUAAUAUUUCAGGUAACAGCUGCAAAGCAAAAGAUUCAGUUGGCUGUAAUACAACCAUCCAAUUCCUGGCUGACCAGUAUCCACAAUUUAAAGACUGUAUCUGCACCAAAGAUGAUUUUUGUAGCAUCAAACUGUUGCUUGGGAAACAAUGUGCUGUUAAAAAAGGGCAUUUGGAGCCUUCACUAAGCCCAGCUAUCCAAUUAAAUUUCAUGUCGCACUCAAAAUCCAAAGGCAUUCAACGCACCGGGGAAUCAGAAAAUGACUGCAGUAUUGCAAAGCAAAACUGUCGAGAAGACCAUAACUGCUUUAUGAUGUAUAAGAACUUUCAAAGAGUUUGCAGAGCAGAGGUGGCAAAAUGCAGCCUCCAAAUGGUUGGGCAACAAUGUUUGUCAGCGUGGAAGGAGCUGAGGAAAACAGUGCUGGGGAACUGCAAGUGUUCAGAACCAAUUCAAAAAAGAUGUGCUAAAAUAUGGAAGAGUAUCUUUAAUAACACUUGUUUACAGUACAUGCAGGAGAAUCAAGCUUUUACUAUGAGGGAAGAAGACUAUGAUGAUGAGAGAAAUCAGGGCAUUCAUCCAGAUAAUAUUAACAUGGAAACUAAGUUACAAUGGAACUUAUCUGCUCUUUCCAAACUUGAAUACACAGAGAAUGGAACCUGUUUUGAUGUAAACAAGGGGUGUAUUGAAGAUGAAGUAUGUAAUAAACAGUUAUCUCUGUACCUCAAAGUUUGUUCAGUAACUAGAAAGCAGUGCAACAUGGAACAAUGCCAAGCAGCCAUAAGGUUCUUCUAUCAAAAUAUGCCUUUUAAUGUUGCCCAGAUGUUGACAUUUUGUGACUGCACCCAGCCUGAUGAAUCUUGUCAGCAAGCCAAAGAACUUCUUCAUGGCAAGCCGUGUGCAGUCAACAUAGUUCCCCCUCCUUCGUGUCUAAAUGUAAUUCACAGGUGCCAAGACAAUGAAUUGUGCAGGAAAAAAUAUGAAGUGUUUUGGUCAAAGUGCUGGAGACACGUGACAAAAAGAUGCUAUGAUGAUAAAGCUUGCCUUGAAACUUUAAUUGAGGAUGAUUUGAUUUGCUCUGGAAGUGCUGACUGCAGAGCAGCUUACAUUGACAACUGGGGCACCAUGCUUCGUGUGGAAUGCACCUGUAAUACUGUCCCACUAGCUGAACAGUCCUUGUGCAAGCUCUUCCAUCACCUGCUUCACAGCAAGUCCUGCUUCAGUCGGAUUUCAAGAGGAAAGACAGACCUUCAGCGGAUACAUACUGAUAUGCCAGGAGAAAAGCUUCCCAUAACAAGGUUGCAUUCUUUAUUUAAUGGUGAAACAAUCUAUAUUAUUGCGUAUACCUCUUGCAUAGUACUCAUCCUGGGAAUAGUCUUGGUGGCUCUUCUAAAGACCAGAACCUGCAGAGCAACGUAUCCAUCAAGAAACCCCUCACCAGUUCAUUCAUCUGAGAUUCUUAUGGUCCAUUAGCAGUCAUAGAUAAUCAACAUUGUGGCAUACUCUCUUUGAGGCUAUUCUUGGUAGCCAGCCU